AUGUCUACUAAACCAAGAAGUACUGAAAGCCAGAGCGAAUCCACAGAUUGCGCGCCUCUGUGGAUCCUUGCGGAGCUUGCUCCUCAAUGUAACGAUUUGAUUUCACAAACCUUGAGCACAAUCCUGGAGCCCGUAGAAUGGAAUCAAAACACUUUACUUCCUAACAACGAAACCAACGACCUGGACUUUAACUUAGACGACCAGUUUGUUUGCACAGAUUUACCCCUGGAUCCUGCGUUAACUCUUCAGAUGGGCUAUGAUGCGAUAUUUGGUUCGGAGCCCCUCCAGCCACAUCCUAAAGAGUUUCUUGGUGAACCCAUGUCGUAUAUCUCCUUCUCUCCGCUCUCUCCCAUGAGCCCAGUGCUAGCACCAACCCCGACCCCGCCCAGCUCUGUCGCGUCCACCAAUAACGCUUUAGGGAAACUGUUUAUCGAUACACGUACCGAAGAAGCAGUAUACUGUAAUAGUGAAGGUGAAAUGGUGGUCGACAAGGAGUUUGUGGGCUUACCUACCUCUCCUAACAACCUGCCUUCAUCCGAGUGUAACAUUGACCCUAUGUUAUGUUUACAGUCUAUGCCCGGUAGUGAACCACCAGACUUUUGGUCACAGUCUAUUGAACAAGCAUUGACCCCACGAAUGAUUCCGGUUACAUUUGCCAAAGCACCGGAAACCCCUGUGCCCUUGGAAACACCCACUGUCAGCUCUUGUCCUAGUUGUCAUUUUCAAACAUUCGUCACAGCUGGGUCCGGAUUGGAACAAAUAAGAGACUAUUUGGUUAUUCCUGAAAAUUCAACCAGAUUCACGCUGGUCUCAAAUAAGAACCUCGCGGAUGUUUUGCCUCGAAACCGUUAUAGCGGGCGCUCCACUACCCGAACACGAUCAGUACUUUCUAACUCUCUAACGCGUAUGCCAGAAAAUGCGUCUGAAAUUCCUAUUGAAACAGAUCUCUGUGAUCAAUUCAUCAAAACUAUUUCUAAAGCUAUCACCCCAGACCCCAGCUCGCAUAUUUCGGGAGUUGACAAACUCGUACUAUGCAAACCCUGGCGGAAGAACGGUAUUCCACAACAACAGCCUCAACCGGCUUCUUCCAUUGUUCAUCCUGGCUUGUUCACUAUAUGUGAGAGCUGGGUUCCCGAAAGUAAACAGCGGCCCUUUUUCCGAUUAACUGACGAACUAGGCUCGGGUGUCAACUUGGAGGAGUUGUCAGUCGCAAUAUCAAUUCUAUCUUCCAGGCCUCCGAGAAGAUACAAUCACUAUGCUGCUUUGUCUUUAGACGAUUCAGGAAAGUAUAUUCCUGCCACCUACUGCCCCUACUUACCAACAGAAUAUUAUAGGCGGUGUAUUGCGCGUGACCCUAAAGAUAUCGAGGAAAUAGGCGGCAAGAAUGGGUUUGUGGAAAAAGUCAAGACUUUCGACCUAUAUCGACCGGCGUUUGUGAAAGGUUGCGGCGCGUCAAAGUAUGGAUGGUGCGACAACUGUCCCGAGGGCGGGUUCUAUCGAAUGAAAAAUAGUGGCUACCUAUACCAUAAAAACUUUGAGCAUGGAAUUCUUGCUACAACUUAUGUUAUGGAGGACCCUUUGGUGAUCAAAAGUAUGAAGUCACCCAGAGGGGACCGCUGGAUGGGUCUUUGUGGAAUAUGUUACAGGUGGAUUGAUCUCAACCACCGAGCCUCUCAAGGAUGGGGGACAUGGUUUCAUCACUAUGUUAGCUGCAACAAAGAGUACGAGGAGUUAAAACUAGCCGUUCAAAGAACCGGGGCCAGAGUGGAGAUUGUGGAGCUUGAGUACUGUCCUUUUGUGUGUUCAUCAGAAUAA
Molecule: messenger RNA, 1815 nt
Organism: Wickerhamiella sorbophila
Lineage: Eukaryota; Fungi; Ascomycota; Dipodascomycetes; Dipodascales; Trichomonascaceae
Exons: 1
Coding region: 1-1815 (604 amino acids)
Source: RefSeq, a predicted model, not a curated record